Messenger RNA from Hermetia illucens (black soldier fly), 3838 nucleotides. It is a transcript of the gene POSH, whose product is annotated as E3 ubiquitin-protein ligase SH3RF1. Gene Ontology annotation, molecular function: ubiquitin protein ligase activity; metal ion binding; protein binding. The record is from RefSeq and is a predicted model, not a curated record. The transcript has 10 exons. Gene Ontology annotation, biological process: positive regulation of JNK cascade; protein ubiquitination; positive regulation of proteasomal ubiquitin-dependent protein catabolic process. NCBI's taxonomy places the organism in Eukaryota, Metazoa, Arthropoda, Insecta, Diptera, Stratiomyidae. Bases 385 to 2964 code for a protein of 859 amino acids.
CGUUGCUCAUAUGAAUAAUGGCCUCACAGAGAGUGAUGGUGGUCCCGAAAUGAAAGGGCGAGUUUCAAAGAACGUUGACGUGAUGAAAUAACCGCGGCCGGGGAAUAUUCGGGUCUUCUGUUCGACGUGCAACUCGGGCUGAACUAUCCGUUACAAUUGCAAUUGGAUAACAAGUGCGCGGGUUCGACUUGUUGAUAUUUUAGACGUGCUUCCGGACCGUGUGAAAUUCCUUCAUCGCCAAUGGCACCUAAGCACGAUGUUAGCAAGAAUCAUAACAGUGUCUAAGAAGAAAGUGGCUGCGGCUUAGUUUGGCAGGAAAGAGAUAAAAUUCUCGUGGUUGUGAGUUGUUGGAAUGCGUUACUGAGGUCAUCAUCAUCAGCCAUCAUGGACGAGAGAACUUUAAACGACUUGCUGGAGUGCUCCGUUUGCCUGGACCGCCUGGACACCUCAUCCAAGGUGCUGCCGUGCCAGCACACAUUCUGUAGAAAAUGCCUUGAGGUGAUUGUCUCGAGUCAUCAAGAGCUGCGGUGUCCAGAAUGUCGGAUAGUUGUUGAGACGAAAAUCGACGAGUUACCGUCGAAUAUACUCCUGAUAAGAAUUCUUGAAGGAAUGAAAAAUGCCACACAAAAUCAGAAUAACGCAACAAAAACUGCAUGUCCAACUAUAAAUAGUAAUGUUAAUGCAAUAGUAACUGGUAUAAAUAAUUUUGAAAUAAAGGAGAGCACAAAGUUGUCGACAAAUGGCGUGCCACCAGGGCGAUGCCAAAAUGAACAACCCGGUGCAGGUGCCUGGUUUGUUCCACACGCAUUUGCACUGUAUGACUUUACGUCGAAAAAGACUGGAGAUCUUAAUUUUAAAAAAGGUGAUAUUAUUUUACUUAAACGAAAAAUUGAUGUGAAUUGGUAUGUUGGGGAAAUAAAUGGUCGGGAAGGUGCUAUUCCCAUGAACUAUGUACAGGUUAUCGUCCCAUUACCCGUCCCACAAUGCAUGGCCUUGUACGAUUUUAAGAUGGGGCCGAAUGAAGAAGAAGGUUGCCUUACUUUCAAAAAGGGAACUAUAAUAAACGUUUUACGUCGAGUUGAUCAUAAUUGGGCAGAAGGGUGCAUUGGGUCGUGCAUCGGCAUUUUCCCAAUUGCUUUCGUAGAGAUGAAUGCAUUAGCGAAGCAAUUAAUGGAAUCUUCAUGUGGACCUGCUCUUACAUCAGCCAGAAUUCUCCCGCAAAUUCCGCUUGAAAGUGCCACAAGUGAUUCAAGUUCAAUGGCUACGACUAGCCCAAAUUCGACUUGUAGUAGCAACACAAGCACGAACUCGAUACCAAGCAGUCCAACAUCAAAACCCAAUUCACCACAAAAUAAUCCUGCCACAAAACAUGACAUGAAAGAAAAACGACAUUCACUCAACGCACUGACAGCAAACACAAAUUUAAGUGUAGUUCAAUCUAAUCGCCAUUCAGCUGAAAUUCUAACGAUACCUGAGCCAACCGAACAAAGUUCGCAACAAACGAUUUCAACAGAAGUUCAAUGUGCCAAUAACUGCAGUCAAUCUCAAGAUGUAUCUUCAACACAAUCUACUGCUCGUGCCAAUGUACUUAAGUCAAAUAUGCACCACAAUCAACCGAGCCUGCCAUGGGCAUAUGUUGCAUUAUACCCUUAUAAGCCACGAAAGAGUGAUGAAUUGGAAUUGAAAAAAGGAUGCGUUUAUUUCGUGACUGAACGCUGUUUAGAUGGUUGGUACAAAGGGAAAAAUUGGGCCGAAAAGUGUGGUGUGUUUCCUGGAAACUAUGUUACUCCACUACGAUAUAGAGAUCAGCAACAACUCAUCCAUCAACGGAAAACAACACAAAAUCCAUUACAUUCCCCUCAAACAACACCUCCUCCGCUACAACAACUAAGUGCGCAUGAUCAUCCAAACAAUCAAGGAACUCAGACAGGGUUCCCACCCCCAGAGCUACCGCCACGAAGCAAUACAAAUACGUCUGCGUCCUCGGAGUGGGCUAAAGCUCAUUUCCAAGCAUUUCUUAGUAAAAGAUUUACAACGGGCCCCUCUCAAGCUAAUAAUGAAACCAAAUCGACGAACACAACGCCAAAACACGAAAGUAGUUGCCCCAAUUCGGCUGUUAAACAUUCACAAUCUUCACCGCAAACGAAUGUCUCCCAGCAAAACCCCACGAAAGACAAAGAAAAACGAGAACAAAAUCCGUCUACCGCACUAAAUUUAAUGAAGCGCUUGACAAAUAUCAAACGAUCAAAGUCUCCACCAAAUUCGAAUGUGAAUCAGUGCACUUAUUCAAUGGAUAAUCCGGUAUUUGAAGAUACCUCAACUAAUCAACCAUUGAUGCAGCCAAAACAUAGCCAUUCGAUGUCUCAUCAUAUACACGUUCGGUCGGGUUCAUGUCCAAGUCAACUGCUUCAAAGUCUCCCUUUGGAGGUAGAAAGUGCACCAAAUUCGUCAAGUAAUUCCAAGGCAUUGUUUGGGUCGCAGCGAAUUAAAGGCCAUAAAGAAAGAGCACCCCUACAGAGUAUGCGACAAAUCAGUGAUACAAAUAAUUCUCGAGGACAUAAGGAUAAAGAUAAUCACUCAUUGAAUCCUAUGAACAAGGGCAACCUAAAUGUUCAACAUAAGUCGAUUAUCCAAAGCCAUCAAAAGUGUGCAUCAGAAGUUGGCGCUCAUGUAAUUCAUCAUCGCAAGUCACAAAGUCUUGAUGCGAAUACAAUUUCGUCACAAAUAACUAAUAGCUCUCUAAAUGGCGGGAAAUUACAUGGGUCCCAUUCAAGAGAAAGUUCUAGCCGAUUUAAAUGUGUCGUUUCCUAUCCACCCAAUAGCAACGUUGAAUUGGAAUUGAAUGUUGGCGAUAUCGUUUACGUGCACCGAAAAUUAAAGGACGGCUGGUAUAAGGGAACGCAUGCGCGAACAAAUAAAACCGGAUUGUUCCCAGCAUCCUUUGUAGAGCCUGAUAAUCUAUAAAAAGACUACACAGAUGAACAAGAAUAUAUAAGGUGAUCAGAAGAGCUUAGAAUGAUAUUUAUAAAUAAUGAACAAAAUGUAUUGACAUUUGAAAAGUAAGUUAUGUUUCAAAGAAAAGUCCGAGAUUAAGUUGAAUUCGCUCGUAAUUUAGCAGAUUGUCCAUGGGCGAAUUCAAUGUAGAACAUUUUUUUCUAAUUAAUAGUGUAUUAAAAAUCGGAUGUUGAGAAUCAGAGAGAGCCAAAAUUAUAUUUCGCACACUUAGGCUAGUCUUCUCAAAUACAUAUUGUAUUCGUUAAUUCAUGCACUGUGGAAUAAUAGUUUGCUGCUGAAAUUGAUUUAUAGGUAGAGGUAGAGAGAGAGAGUUCAAAUAGGAAACUAUUUCCAAUUCAAUUGGGCGUUGUUCAAAAAAGUUCGACUGUUGUUUCUUAUCUGCUAGCAAUGUUCAACUUUUGGCCAUAUAUUUUAAGCAAUAACCUGCUUAGCCAUAUAGACACGAUCCUGCCGGCAAAAUUGAAAUGUAACUCGUUUAGUAACAGAUUUAUUUUCUUUUGUUUUUGAAAAUGGAUGCACUAUAUUUCAUUUUUAGCUUGCGUCCAGUCUGUAACAAUAAAAAUUCCCAGCAUUUACUUUUCGAUAGAUCAAGCCUAGAUCCAAAUUUUCCGGAGAAGAAUGAUUAUAGCUUAAUUGGAGUCGCUUAUAUCUCAUUGAAACAUGCAUGCAGCUCUGAUUAAAUCACCAUCAUUUGACAAAUAAUGAAAAAUACAAUUUAUGAAUUAAAUUCUUUUUUGAAGAAAUAUAUUUAAUAAAAUCCUUUGGCAGUGAUAUUUGAUUUUUCGGAGUUUUUCGAAUAUUAAAAUUAUUGUAGACUAGUUAA